AUGGAGACAUUCACAUCCUUAACUGAUCGGAUUCGAGACGCGUUGGCCGCCCUGCCCGCCGCUUCGGAGCAAUGGGUGCUGGGAUCCCCAAGCAACAAGAUUAUCAACGCGUCGGCGCUACUGGCUUUGCUUUCCUCGGCCACUCCCGCCGUUCCAGCUGUCGCUAACGUCACGCUGUACCAACCUGAAAUCCCCAUUGCACCAUCUCCUCUUCCUGCGCCCGCCGCCUCCUCCCAAAGCGAGGAGAUUAUUCGUCAAUUUGUUCAACUUGACCGGUCAACGGAAUGGCACCUUGCCCAGCGGGUUCAGUUCGAAGGGGAUACCUUUGAGCCCGAGGGCCUCGCGCGCAUAGCUGAUAGCUCGGCCGACGACUUGGAUGGCGCCCGGUAUUUUGUUUCCGCUGGCGAAUGGACCGUCCCAAGGACGGCAGACACCCACGGGGAGGGAUUUGCCCAUAUGCUAGUUUUCGAUGGAAACGGCCGACGUCUCGCGGAUGCCGUGAUCACGGAGCCCGGGGCGCUCGAGUACCACGGCGGCGGUAUCGAAUACGACGGGACGUACAUAUGGACGACCCUGGCGCAAUACCGUCCCGACUCGACCGCCACCCUCGUCCGGAUGCGCCCGGACACCUUGCAGCUGGAACCCCUGCUUCGGAUCGCUGACCACAUGGGAGCCGUGGUUCACGAUCUAUCCACCGGGAACAUUUUGACCCUCAACUGGGGCGCCCGCAGUGCGUCUCUCUGGAAUCUGAAUUACAAGCCCGCCACCCCGCCCGCCUUCACUGCCCCGCGCGCCGUGAUCAAGAACCCCAGCCACUACACCGACUACCAGGACUGCAAGUUCCUAGGCCACUCUCAACAAUACGAGUUCCGGCCUGUCAUGCUGUGCUCUGGCAUCACGAACCUCUACGGCACGACCAUCGGCGGCGUGGCCUUGGUCGACAUGCGGUCCAUGGUCCCUUUGUAUGAAGUGCCGCUGACCAUGGUGUCCGACCACGGUGCCUUGGUCACCAAGAACCCGAUGGACGUCGCCAUCGUCGACGGCAAGCUGCGGCUUUUCUUCCUGCCCGACGAACGGAACUCGACGCUCUACGUUUAUGAGCCUGCUGGGUCCGCGUGA
This is a messenger RNA of Chaetomium globosum CBS 148.51, 1119 nucleotides long. RefSeq lists its product as uncharacterized. Lineage: Eukaryota; Fungi; Ascomycota; Sordariomycetes; Sordariales; Chaetomiaceae. The transcript has a single exon. The record is from RefSeq and is a predicted model, not a curated record. Bases 1 to 1119 code for a protein of 372 amino acids.